GCGUCUAUCCUGAUGCACGCCGCUUGACAGGCACCAGCGGCGCGUUCCCGACAGUAGAGAGGGCGCGCCCGUAGACGUUGCUGCUCAGGCUUCAAGAUGGCGGAAGCCCUGACAACUCAAGAGGAGGUGGCGGUGGAGGAGUUUCUGGCUGAGCUGAGAUGUCGGGAACAGUCUCAGAAUGCAGAUCUUGUCAGUCAGAUGACAGCGGUUAAGUUCCUCAUGGCAAGAAAGUUUGAUGUUUCCAGAGCCAUUGACCUCUUCCAAGCUUACAAGAACACCAGAAUAAAGGAAGGCAUCUACAAUAUUAACCCAAAUGAGGAGCCUUUAAGGAGCGAGUUACUCAGUGGGAAAUUCACAGUUCUGCCCGGCCGUGACGCGAAAGGUGCAGCAUUGGCACUUUUUACAGCACGUCUCCAUCGGCCAGACCUCACUACCCAUAAGGCUGUUCUUCAAGCCAUUAUAUAUCAGCUGGACAAGGCCAUUGAGAGUGUUCAGACACAGAGAGAUGGGCUCAUUUUCAUCUAUGAUAUGACUAACUCUACAUAUGGCAACUUUGACUAUGAGCUUUGCGUCAAGAUUUUGAAUCUGCUUAAAGGGGCUUUCCCUGCUCGUCUGAAAUGCGUCUUCAUUGUGUCGUCUCCGCUGUGGUUCCGAGCACCGUUUGCGGUACUCCGUCUGUUUGUGAGAGAGAAACUGAGAGAGAGGGUGUGCACUGUAAAAGCCCACGAACUAGUUAAUCACAUCCCGGUCAGCUCCCUUCCAGAACAUUUGGGUGGCUCGUCACAGUAUAGUCACAUUGCCUGGAUCCAGUCCUGUGUCAACUCCAGCCCCAAUCACCCUAAUAACUCUUCCUACGUCACUGCGGACUGCUUGGGCAGUCUGCUCCGCUCCUACUCCAUGGAGCACGGCCAGAACACCUCAGCUGACCCCUUAACUGCCAAUACUUCAGGGGCCACCCUCUUGGGGGACGGACUGAACUCGAACUGCACCAUACUAGAUGACGGCAACGCCAACCUGCAGAACCACAGGACACCAGGGCACGCGCAUUGGAAUGGCUCUGUGCUGCCAGGGGCCAUUUCGGGGGCCAACGCCAAUGUCGUCAAUGGCCGUGGCCGUCAGCCGCCCCCACAGUCAGACACGCCACCAGACACACCCCUGCAUCAAAAACACACAGCCGGUGCUAUAGUACCAGGAGGAGGAGGGAAUAUGAGUGUGGAAGGAGCAUGUGUAGUCGACAGUAGGCAGGAUGGCAACGGUGCCGAGGACAGCCAUCAGGCUAUGGAGUUUCUGGAAGAGGAAGUGGAUGGGGGAGAUGGCGUUCCACCCCUCCCACUGAAAUCAAGGCCGCCACCCUUCCAUCACAGCCCCACCCCAGAUAUGAGCUGGUUACCGGGAACGACGACAGAAAUGGCUGCGUUGUCCGUGCAUGUGGCUGAGCCGGGCGGAAUGAGCGUGCAGGAUCUGGUGCAGCACGUGAAACGCAAAAAGAAGAAGGGCAUUUAUCAGGAGUACGAGGAGAUCCGCAAGGAACCUCCUGCUGGAACCUUUGACUACUCUAAGAAAGCCUCUAACCAGAUAAAGAAUCGCUACAGUGAUGUCCUUUGCCUUGACCAAUCACGUGUUCGACUCUGUCCACUCAAUGAUGAGGACGACGAGACGUCUGACUACAUCAACGCAAGUUUCAUGGAUGGUUACAAGAGGAGUAAUGCUUACAUCGCUACUCAGGGGCCUUUGCCAAAAACGUUUGGAGACUUUUGGCGAAUGGUGUGGGAGCAAGUGGUUUUAAUCAUUGUUAUGACUACAAGAGUUGUAGAGCGAGGCAGAGUGAAAUGUGGACAGUACUGGCCAUUGGAGGCUGGCCGCACUGAGGAUUAUGGGUACUUUUUGGUGAGAAAUGUCCAUAUUGAGAUGUUUCAGGACUUUAAGCUAUCACACCUGGAGCUCUUUAACACUCAGACAGGGGAAUGUAGGGAAGUGUCACAUUAUCUCUACAUGAGCUGGCCAGAUUUUGGUGUUCCGAAGUCAGCGUCGGCCAUGUUGGAUUUCCGGGCACACGUGAAACAGAGACAAGAGUCCUCAUUACAAACACUGUAUCCCGAUUGGACGGGCCCUCCGGGAGGCCCCCCAGUGGUGGUGCACUGCAGUGCAGGCAUCGGCCGAACAGGCACGUUUUGUACUUUAGACAUUUGUCUCUCCCGUCUUGAGGACAUCGGGACAGUGGACAUUAAGCAGACGGUGCGUCGCAUGCGGACGCAGCGUGCCUUCAGCAUCCAAACCUGGGACCAGUACUACUUCUGCUACAAAGCAGUGAUCGAGUACGCCCAACAGAGCGGCCUGCUGCAGCCCGUGGAGUGGUCCGACACAGAGCUGGAGACCGACAGCGAGUGAAUCAGGAAAAACAGAACUCGCACGAGAGGGCGCAAAAGGCACAGAAGGAAAAGAAGCCGUCUUUUCCCCUCUCAUGGCUACAGGUAGACUCCACUGCCACCUCUUUUCUGCCGAGGAAGAUGCGGAGAUAUAGAAACGAGGAGCGGAGGAUGCUUUUAUCCUGCCACUUUUCAAGCCCUUCUUUUUGCUCUGAUCUGGAUGAGAUCGGAGACUGUGGCUUGGUGUACGAGUUGUAGCAUUUUUUAUAUAUAUAUAUAUAUAUAAAUAUAAAUACUGACUUGCACAUGUGGAAUGACAAACUUGAAAAAUCCAGUUUAUCGUAUUACCUGCUCUCUCUUUUUUUUUUUUUUUUUUUUUUUUUUUUUGCUCAAAGUGUUGUCGAAAUUCAAUAUCAUUCAACUUGGGGUUAAAUUCACACUUUUUAUCAAAGUGUAAGAACAUAAAACUUGAAUAUUCUUUUUUUUCCCUUCUCCGUCAGAUUAAAAUAGCAAUUUAUUUGUGUCUGAACAGGUUCCAACAGUUUUCUUUCUAUUUUUAUUUUUUUUUGUUGAUAUUAUUUGUGUUCUUCAUCGUUAAACUAAUCUACAAGCCAAAGGUAUGGUGUCGAAUGCUUGGAUGUAUCCGUAAUGAUCGUUGUGACUUAAACCCUUGUAUAUCUUGUAACAUACAUUUAUAUAUUGUGCAUAACAACCUUUGAAAAGCCUUGUUUUAAUAUAAUUUUUUUAACUUUCUUCAGAAUUAUAUAUAUAUAUAUAUAUAUAUAUAUAUAUAUAUAUAUAUAUAUAUAUAUAUAUAUAUAUAUAUAUAUAUAUAUAGAAUAAUGUAUAAGUAUAUGUUGGGUUAAAACAAUAUGAAAAGAGGAGGAGGAACACAACUAUGUUAUAUAUGGUAUAUCUUGGUGACUUCUGGAGGUCCUGCAGUUUUGAUUUUCAUCUAACCGUAAUCCAUGAUUAUCCAGCCUUAAUGCAGGGCAUCUAUCAUUUACAGAGCGUCUCAACUGUGAGAUUCUCUUGAAUUCUGGCCCUUAACCUUCAAUCACUGCCUUGCUCCUUCUAAAGUAUGAACUUUGACUCAGCUGGGUUGUUUUUAUUUCUACUUAAAAAAAGAUAUCUCUUUCCACUAUGAGCCCCAAGUUGAAGUAUCCUGAGCCGCACGGACACUAAUUCUGUUACCACGAUUAUCUUAAGUGUUCCGUUCUGAUGUGAAGUGUAGGAGUCAUUUGUUACGAGUGAACUGGGGUCUUCGGCUGUACGACGUGUGGAGUCCUGGGGUCAAAAAGCCUCAGUUUUUGUGCCUUCAAGUUUUCCGUAGCGCAAUGUGUAGUGUCAGGCAACGAGUAGAACAACUGGUCUCACAUGCAUAUAGGGAAUUUAUUUUAAUCUCAGGGGUAUACUUGGUGUUUUCCUGCUCUCAAAAAACGUCAUUUGCCUCUCUGGUAAUUAUUUCCAAAAAAAAAAGGAGAAAAAAAAAGUAUACAAAUUUUAUUUUGAAUUUUAUACAACAUCCUGUAUUGUAUUCUGUUUUUAUUUAUGCCUUUGUAGAACUUCAGCAGUAUUGAAAUUUGAAUGUUGGUACGAAAAAAAUGAACAUACUAUUUUAAACAGAUAAGCUAAAGAAGUCAAACCGCAAAAAACAAAAAAACAAAAGACUGAUCAGUUUGUUUGUUUUUUUUAGUUCAGUGUGGAUUUAUGUUACUCAGCAUUGUGUUUUGGGAGAAAAACAAAUCAGUUAUUUUUCCAGAUGCCUGUAGCAGAACCUUUUUCAUACUCUGUGAACUGUUAAAGGGCCAAGACUGAAACAUACAUGUGACCCAUCAGCACGGCUGCCACUAACAGUUUUUAACUAUUUGCCAAUCAAUAGGACAGAAAGAGGUUUUACAUGUAAGAAAACCAAAAAGAAAAGAAAAAAAAAUACAAGAUAUGAACUUGAAUGUUAUGAUUAGAUAACCACGUUGUCUUUGGGAGAACUUUGGAAUGCUUUCUCCUUGAAAAUCAGUGCUUGUAUGAUGACAGAUGGUAGUGAAUGUGUGAACGUCCCGCUCAUCUAAUGUUUACUUGUUGACUGACUUGUCCAAUGCAGGUGUGCAGAACAUGCUUGACUGUUUUAUACAGCUGAUUCCUGCUUGAUUGAGACUAAGUGGAAGACACACUUGGCUCCGAUUUAUUAAAGCAGUCGGGAAUGCAA
Molecule: messenger RNA, 4572 nt
Organism: Megalobrama amblycephala (Wuchang bream)
Lineage: Eukaryota; Metazoa; Chordata; Actinopteri; Cypriniformes; Xenocyprididae
Gene: ptpn9b
Product: protein tyrosine phosphatase non-receptor type 9b
Exons: 13
Coding region: 97-2388 (763 amino acids)
Biological process (GO): protein dephosphorylation
Molecular function (GO): protein tyrosine phosphatase activity
Source: RefSeq, a predicted model, not a curated record